AUGAAAAAGGCGCGGGCGCUUUAUCAGCGUUGGCAGCAGCUUUUCGGAGAUCGCUCCACAGACUCGGAGGAGCUGGAGUGGACGACCAAGGAGCUGCGCACCUCUCUCAAGGGCAUUGACUGGGACCUGGAGGAUUUGGCAGAGACGGUUGUCAUCGCUGAAAAGGAGCCUGAAAAAUUCAAGCUCUCACACACAGAGCUGGCUGCGCGUCGUCAGUUUAUUGAGCGUAGCCGCCGUGAUGUACAGGAAAUGGUGGAUGGGACGAAUCCCGCCAAGAUCAAAGCGAAGCGGGACGCUUCUGACAAGGCGAACCUCAUGGGGGGCAGCAAGUAUAAUCGCUACGAAAAGCUAGAGCGCGAGAUUCAGGAAGAUAAUCAAAAUUUCAUUGAUGACCAGCAUCAAACCCAGGGUAUGAUCAUGCGGGAGCAAGACACACAGUUGCAGGAGGUGGGCCAGACGAUUGGAGUUUUACGACAGAUGGGUCAGAUGAUCGGCGACGAGCUGGAGGACCAAAACGAGCUGCUCGAGGAUUUGGACACGGAAAUGACCACAACCGGCGAUCGCCUAACCAACGUACUCCGCAAGCUUGAUCGCACCCUGAGCAUUACCAAAGCCAGCCCUCAAAUCUUCGUGUCAAACAACAUCAUGUCGGCCCAACCCCCUAGCGGUUAUCCCCAGUAUGCCAAUGAUCCCUCGGGCAACCCUCCCUACGUCCUCCACAAUGGCCAGUAUUACUAUGCCCAGCCUCAGCAGCAGCCGGGCCAGCCCCAGCACGCACAGCAUCACCAUGGUGAUGCGACCAAGGGCUCGGGUGGCUUUUGCGCCGGUCUCUUCACCGCGCUAGCGGUGUGCUGCUGCUGUGACAUCAUCUUUUAA
Messenger RNA from Monosiga brevicollis MX1, 876 nucleotides. RefSeq lists its product as uncharacterized. The transcript has 7 exons. Bases 1 to 876 code for a protein of 291 amino acids. The record is from RefSeq and is a predicted model, not a curated record. Gene Ontology annotation, cellular component: membrane. Lineage: Eukaryota; Choanoflagellata; Craspedida; Salpingoecidae. Gene Ontology annotation, biological process: Golgi vesicle transport.